AUCCCAGCUGGCUCGUUAUACCCAGUGACCAGCGAGCGAGGGGUGUGUGUGUAAAGGCGCCCAGAGAGCGAGCGAGAGAGAGAGAGAGCGAGGCGGUCACACACACACAGCCACACAUGUGUUGCGGGAGUGUCGAUGUUCGGGUGUUCGUGUAUGAUACGGUGACGGCUGCAUAACACCGCGUACGAGAGAGCAGCCAGGGCAAGAACAGGAGAAGAACGUUUCUCAUACGAUAUAGUUGGAUUUCAGACGAUAUAGUUGGAUUUCAGACGAUAUAGUUGGAUUUCAGACGGUAUAACAACGAGGAGUUGGAUGCGGUGUGUAUAGCCAAGACUCAUCGUGACAGUGUCUUGUACGUGUGCACCACGCGGCUACUGCAUUGUGCCUCGUAGCUGUGUAUGUGUGUAUGUGUGUGUAGCGCUGGAAAACUGCGCAGGGAUGAACGAAGGGCGGCUGAAAAGUUGGAGGUAACAUCACGACAGGGUCGACGCUGGAUCGGUGACUUCACGUGAUUAAGAGCAGCUCGAGCGAGGCACGAGAGGAAGCGUGUUAGAGAAGGCGUCUGAAGGAAGCCUGUGAAAAGAAAGCCUGUAAAAAGGAAGCGUGUGAAAAGGAAAAGGAAGCGUGUGAAAACCGCGCCAAAGACGACAUCGCUCCCACCACUGCCGCCGCUGCCACUGCCGCUGCCGCCGCUGCUACUGCUACUGCUGAAGGAACCCAUCACGAGACCUCAUCGUGUGACCUCAUAACGUGACGUCAUCACGCGACCUCACCAUGACCCUCACAUCGUCGUCAUCGUCGCCUUGCCCUCCCCUCGUCGUCGUCGUCGUCGUCGUCAUGGCGACGGCGUGCGCUCUCGCGCGAGGCUUCGUGCUCGAGGGCUCCCCCAGCUCCUACGCUCGCUUCCCGCGCUGGCCCUCUGCCGCAGACGCUGACGCCUCGCUCACGUUCGAGUUCCGCACCGACCAAUCGGACGGCCUGCUCAUGUACACCGACGACGGCGGCCAGACGGACUUCUUCGAGCUGAAGCUGCUAGGGGGAGCCGCGCGGCUGCGCAUGAACCUAGGCGGCGGUGCGAUCGCGCUGCGCGCCGGCUCCGACCUGAACGACUUUGCGUGGCACCUCGUCGAGGUUCGCCGCCGGGGGGCGCUGACGUCGCUCGUCGUCGACGACGCGCCGCCGCGGUCGGCCGUGGUCGCCGCGGUCGACGACGGCGCGUUCGGCAACGCGACGACGAACAGCGACGUGUUUUUCGGCGGCCUGCCGCGCUUCUACCACCAGCGGCUCUCGUCGCUCGCACUGCCCUCUGUCGUCUUCGAACCGCACUACCGCGGUCACGUGCGCAACGUGGUGUACGUCACGGCCGGAGGGGAGGGCACGACGGUGCGGCCGCGCAUGAUUGACAGCGUCGGGCUGCGGUAUAACGAGGUGGACAAAUGUGAGGUGGAGAACCUGUGUCAGCACGGAGGGUUGUGCAUCAGCACCGACACUGGCGCCAUCUGCAGCUGCAGUUUCGUCGACUACGAGGGAGAGUUCUGCGAGACCG
Molecule: messenger RNA, 1546 nt
Organism: Priapulus caudatus
Lineage: Eukaryota; Metazoa; Priapulida; Priapulimorpha; Priapulimorphida; Priapulidae
Product: neurexin-3-like
Exons: 2
Source: RefSeq, a predicted model, not a curated record